This is a messenger RNA of Parnassius apollo (apollo), 1863 nucleotides long. The record is from the annotation of a GenBank genome assembly. Lineage: Eukaryota; Metazoa; Arthropoda; Insecta; Lepidoptera; Papilionidae.
AUGGCGUCAAGAAAAAACCUUUCAGAAAAUGAAAUUCAAAACCUCCUUCUGGACGUUCGUGAUGAAGAUGAAGUGUUUCUUGGGGAUGAAUUAGAAGAUGAACUGGAUGAAAUUAUUCCCGAUUUUCGCGAUGAACAGGUUCCUGUCGAAGAGGAUGGCUCUAACCAUGAAACAGAUCUUGAAAGUUCGGAAGAAGAAGUUGAAGAGGAUAUUGUCCAGGUUAGAAUCACAAAUUCUCCAGUGACAGUUCUUACAGUACCCGAAGUUUUGCGAGGUAAAGGAACAAAAAAGCAAAGAACUAGCGAAAAAUUUCUAUGGUAUGGGACUCGUCGCCGUUCCUCGCGUACUCCACAAAGAAAUAUAAUAUUUCAUGCACCAGGAAAUAAAGCUCUUGCUAAAUUUACUACUAGUGCCUUAGAUAGUUGGAAAUUAUUUUUUACGGAUGAGAUUUUGCAUAUGAUAGUAACUAAUACUAAUCUUGAGAUAUCUGAACAGCGCAAGAAGUAUAAGUCAGACAGGCUAAUAACAUCUCAAAAUGAUGAUGAUGAUGAUAAUUCUGUUUCUACGAGUAUUCGACCUUCUUUUAUCCGAGAUGUAACCGUAACCGAAUUAAAAGCUCUCUUUGGCUUAUACUAUUUAGCUGGAGUUUUAAAAAUUAAUCACUUGUCUGUCAAAGAAAUAUUAGAUAAAAAUACGGGCAUCAACUAUUUUCGGUCUACUAUGAGUGAGAAAAGAUUCGAAUUUUUGACAAAUUGUCUUCGAUUUGAUGAUCGUUCGACCAGAGCUGAAAGAAGACAACAUAGUAAAUUGGCACCAAUAAAAGAACUGUUUGAUCACAUUGUUGAAACUUCAAAAAGUCUUUAUUCACCUUCAGAUUGCACAACGAUUGACGAGCAAUUACUUGGGUUUCGCGGUAGAUGCCCAUUCCGUAUGUAUAUUCCAUCAAAACCCGAUAAAUAUGGAAUAAAACUGUUAAUGUUUUGUGAUGCAAAAUCUUAUUACAUGAUAAAUAGUAUAAUAUACACUGGAAAAGAUUCUACACCACGUGAAUUACCAGUGGCUGAGUAUUACGCAUUAGAGCUUUCAAAUUCUAUUCAUGGGUCUAAUAGAAAUAUCACGCACGAUAACUUGUUUACUUCAAUCCCUGCUGCCGAAAAACUCUUAACCAAAAAUGUUACAACAGUUGGAACAAUGAAAAGAAACAAAACAGAAAUCCCUACUCAUUUUUUGGAAACCAAAAACCGCCUCAAGAACACAUCAAUGUUUGCCGUUCAUGACGAACUUACUUUGUUAUCAUAUGUGCCUCCAAAGCUAAGUAAAGGAAAAAAGAAAAACGUGAUUAUGCUUUCUACUAUGCACUAUCAACCAGACGAAGACAAAUCUGUUGAUUUACCAGAAAUAAUAAGUUUUUAUAAUCAAACGAAAGGAGGAGUGGACACUUUUUAUCAGCUUUGUCAUACGUACAGUAUUUCUCGCAAAACUUGUCGCUGGAGCCUUUGUGUAUUCUACGGAAUUUUGAACAUUGUGGGAAUUAACUCCAUGAUAUUACUGCAUUCAUCAAAAGCCAAUGGUAAACAAGUUUUCAAGAACAGACGGAGUUUUCUGAAGGCCUUAGCUUUUGACCUUAUAAAACCUUAUUUGGAGGACCGAUUUUUAUAUAAAACUUUGCCUAUGCAUCUACAAAUAAGUAUUGGCGAUAUUUUAGAAAAAACACGACCUUCUAGUGCUCCAUUACCUUCAGAUUCAAAAUCUGGUAGAUGUUCAUUUUGUCCCAGGUCAAAAGAUCGUAAAUCACGCACUCGAUGUGAAAAAUGUAAAAGUUUUAUAUGUUUAGAAAAAAAUUUGCCAAAAUUGUUAAUUUAA